ACCCGCAGCCGUAAAGCUCACCGCACCGGCCGCGCCCCCUCUCGACUCCGCGCUAGGGUUUUAAGGCUCCUCCUCCCGUAACCCCAUUUCCCCAAAAGACAGCCCCCCCGCUAGGGUUUUAGCCGCCUUCUCCAUCCCCUUCUCGCUUCUCUCCUCCACUCCUCCUCGAGCGCCACCGCCGUCGCCGCCGCCGUUGCCCGGGAAUCCCCCCCGGAGCGACGCCAUGUGGGCUCUCCGCCGAGCCGGCAACCCCGCCAGGGUCUGGGCCCAACAAGUUGUGAUCGCCCGCAGUUGCGCCAAUCUUGAGGUGCUUCUAAAUGCAGAUGCAAAGAAUGUAGAAGAACAUCAUGAGAGGGAUUAUCAGAAAGCGUGUUGCUGUCAUCAGCCAAAGCCAUCAGCCUUCCUGUUCUCAUUUUCAUCUGGCCAGUUCAUGUGGAGUAGGACUUUCUCCUCUCAGGCUGGCGCAAAUUCUGGUGAUAAGGAGGAUGAGUUGGAGGAUGGGUUUUCUGAUCUGGAGGUUCCACCGGAAGCUGAUAAAAAGGAUGCUGAGUUAACAUCUGAAGAUAGUUCUGAUGAGGAUGUCAUUGAUGAAAUUGGCUUGCCUGAUGUGGAGGCUGAUGUGAAACCUGAGAAGGAGUACAUGAAGAAGUUUGAACAGUCCCCCCUUCUUAAACUUAUGUUGGAUGCUCCGAGGCAUGAAGUCACUUCAGCACUUAAAAAAUGGGCUAAGGAUGGCAAUACAUUCGAUAGGAGUGAACUCUUUCUUGUCAUUCUUCAACUUCGGAAGCGAAGGUGGUUCUCCAAAGCCUUGGAGCUUCUGGAAUCGGUUGAACAAUCCAAACAACUCGAGCUUGGAGAGCGUGAUUACGCGUCACGCCUUGAUUUGAUGGCUAAAGUCUAUGGUCUUCACAGAGCCGAACAGUAUAUUGAGAAAAUUCCUGCGUCUCAUAGGGGUGAGAUUGUAUACAGAACACUUUUGGCUAAUUGUGUUGCUGCAGCAAAUGUCAAAAAAGCAGAACAAAUCUUCAAUAAGAUGAAGGAUCUUGGAUUUCCGGUUACAAUAUUUGCUUGCAAUCAGCUUCUACUGCUCUACAAAAGGGUGGACAAGAAGAAGAUUGCUGAUGUUCUCACGAUGAUGGAAAAGGAGAAUUGUAAACCAUCUCUCUUCACUUAUAAGCUCCUUGUAGACACCAAGGGAACUUCUAGAGAUAUAGAAGGUAUGGAAAAAGUUGUUGAAUCAAUGCAGGCAGAUGGUAUUGAGCCAGAUCUGAUGUUUCAAGCCACAAUUGCAAGGCACUAUAUAUUCGAUGGUCACCGUGAGAAAGCAGAGGCAAUUUUGGAGUCAAUUGAGGGUGAUGAUAUCAAGGGAAACCGUGCUGCUUGCAAGAUUCUAUUACCUUUAUAUGCUUUUCUUGGCAAAAAUGAUGAGGUGGAAAGGAUUUGGAAGGUGUGUGAGGCUAGUCCUCGCCUAGAUGAGUGCCAUUCUGCUAUAGAGGCCUUUGGUAGGCUUGGUAAUGUUGAAAAGGCAGAGAAAGUUUUUGAGGAUAUGUUUGUGACAUGGAAAACACUCUCUUCCAAAUACUACAAUGCUUUGCUAAGGGUGUAUGCCAAUCAAAACCUUUUAGACAAGGGUAAGGAACUAGCAAAGCGGAUGGAUGAGGAUGGUGUCAGAAUAGGGACCCCAGCGCUUGAUGCGCUUGUGAAGCUUUAUGUAGAUGCAGGAGAGGUAGAGAAAGCUGAUUCCAUAUUACACAAGCUUUCUAUGAAUAACAGGAUCAAGCCCCAAUACAAUUCAUAUCUGUUGCUGCUUGAUAGUUAUGCAAAGAAAGGAGACGUCCACAAUGCUGAGAAAGUGUUCAACAAGUUGCGGCAGAUGGGUUAUACUGGGAGGAUUAGACAGUACCAGUUGCUGCUUCAUGCAUAUCUACAUGCAAAGGCCCCUGCUUAUGGAUUUAAAGAGAGGAUGAAGGCUGACAACAUUUUCCCCAACAGUUCUGUGGCAACUUUAAUUGCUGCUACCGAUCCGUUCACCAAGAAGAAAGCAAUAUCCAAAUUGCUCGAUUAGGAUAUGGGAUACUUUAAGAUCCAUCGUGUCGCUGUGCAAUGCAUGUGCUGCUUUUGGCAUUCUGCUGAAGUAUAUGGUGGGAUAAUAAUGUCUUAGUCUUGUAAGGAACUACUAGUUUUUUUUGCUUGCAUUUGGACUCCCACGCUUCGCUGAACUUGAGUCAUAUAGUAGAAAUUGAAGUCACUGCUCUAGAAUCAAGUGUGCAUUAGUGCUCCA
Molecule: messenger RNA, 2281 nt
Organism: Phragmites australis (common reed)
Lineage: Eukaryota; Viridiplantae; Streptophyta; Magnoliopsida; Poales; Poaceae
Product: pentatricopeptide repeat-containing protein At1g80270, mitochondrial-like
Exons: 3
Coding region: 224-2065 (613 amino acids)
Cellular component (GO): mitochondrion
Molecular function (GO): protein binding
Source: RefSeq, a predicted model, not a curated record